Messenger RNA from Mauremys mutica (yellowpond turtle), 4097 nucleotides. It is a transcript of the gene FAAP100, whose product is annotated as FA core complex associated protein 100. Gene Ontology annotation, biological process: interstrand cross-link repair. Gene Ontology annotation, cellular component: Fanconi anaemia nuclear complex; nucleoplasm. NCBI's taxonomy places the organism in Eukaryota, Metazoa, Chordata, Testudines, Geoemydidae. The coding region runs from base 94 to 3237 and encodes 1047 amino acids. The record is from RefSeq and is a predicted model, not a curated record. The transcript has 7 exons.
AACACCCCCGCCCCAUUGCGGCGGCCGCGGAGGGAGCCGUAAGGCGGAGACGCCCCCGCCCCGGUUGGCACCGGGUGCCCAUCCGGCAGGAGGAUGGCGCACGUGGGCCACAAGGUCGAUUACCUGGCUGGGUUCUGCUGCCCGGUGGGGGGGCUGGCUGCGGGCAAGCCCCGAGUGCUGUGCCACGAGAACGAGAUCUACCUCUCCAACGGCAGCGAGUUCGUCUAUGUGUAUGACCAGGAAGGGAAGGUGCUGCAGGCCAUCUAUAGGUUUCCUGAUCAAGUUUGGCACGUGGAACUCCUCCCCCUUCAUAGGAAGCUCUACAUCCUGUGUGCCGGAACCGGCAUUUACUGUGUAUCCCUGGACCAGCAGAGCAGGUUAAUGAAGCAGACUGAUGGCGAUGGCAAAGAGGACGCUUGCCCUUCCAGCGUCUUCCCCGUAGACUCCGAUGCCUGCAUCGUCCCAGACGUCACGCUGUGCACUUUCACACUGCUGAACGACGUUCUCGUCACCCUGUCCCAGGCUCAGGGCCAGUGGUGGAUGAAACUCCACGUGCUCCUGGACCCUGAUCAGGAGAGCCAGCCAUGUCGGCAAAUCAGUCAAGUGGGAUUCUCCACCUGCGACCAAACCGGAGACGACGGGGAUGCUCUGUCCUCGCACUUCCUUCCUGUCUUGUGCUGUGCGUCCGCACCAGGCACAGCUGGGCCCGGGGAGAGUCUGUGGUGCUCAGGGGGGUUCACGCUGGAGGAGCCCCUCUUCAGCCUGCUCUUUGGCAUAGACGCUGCCAUGCUCGACUCUCCCAUGAUUCUCUGUGGCUUCCCGGACGGGCAGCUGUGCUGUGUGCCGCUGAAGGCCCUCAGUUCUUCUGGAGCUGUAGAUGCCUGCAGUGAGGUUGCAGGCCAGGCUCCGCCUGUGAAGAUCCUUCACCAUUUGGAAGAACCUGUUGUCUUCAUUGGAGCCUUGAGAACAGAACACAAAGCCCCUGACGAUCCCGGUGACGAGCAGCUGUUUGGAGACUCAGGCUGCGACUGUGUGGUGGUGGUCGGGCACUACGGCAAGAUGGUGGCCAUGAAGGCAGAGCGGGGAGAAGAGGCCAAGGUCCCAGAGGUCAGGGAGUACUACCUGCAAGGGCCCAUCCUGUGCGCUGCCUGUGGUGGCGGCAGCCGAAUGUAUUACAGCACGCAUUCGGACAUCUCCGCAGUCGACCUGGAUUGGGUCAGCAACGCUUCCGACCCCGAGAGCAUAGAUAACACUGCAUAUGUCCUGCCUCCCGUUCUGUCUCCAGCCAGUUUAAGUAUCUGUAGCGUUGUGGCGCUUUCCUUGUCUUCUCGGGCCUCAGAAGGUGACUCGGAGCUGUUGGCUCUGUCUGCUAAAGGCCGACUGAUGAGCUGUGACUUGUGCAGUCCUGAUGACGCCCAUCCCGUCAGGCUGACCCCAGAAAAAGCUGGCCAAAGGAUAAAGGAACUGCUGUCUGGGAUAGGCAACGUCUCGGAGAGAGUUUCUUUCCUGAAAAAGGCGGUGGACCAGAAGAACCGAGCGCUGACGAGCCUGAACCAGGUGAUGAAUGUGAGUGCUGCCUUACUGUCCAACCAAGAUGGCCGGAAGCCCGUCACUUGCACUGUUACCGCCAGCUGGAGCCGCCUGCUGCUUCGAGAUACCUGGACCAUCUCCUGCGUGUUGGAGAACUUGAGCGAAUGCAGCCUGGAGCAAGGCUGGACCCUCUGCGUUCAGCUGUUCACGAGCUCCUGUGCCUUCGACGAAGACUCUGCUGACUCGGCCACCACGUUCACCUUUCCAAUCGACCAGCUCCUGCCUGGGAGCAAGAGGGAGGUGACGCUGCCGCUUGGCACAGCCGAAGGCACCAAGUUGGAGCUACCUCUGACCGUCUCCUGUGCUCUCUUCUACAGCCUGCGAGAGAUUCUGGACAGUGCAUCGGACUCCUAUGAGUCACUGGACGACCUGCUUCCUGAUGACUCUCCUGGCCUCUCCCCAGACAAAGAAGGGAUCUGCCUGCCCCUGAGCAAAUGCACCAUCGACAUCUUGCAGUGCCUUCGUCUGGAUGACAGCACAGUGCCUGGAGCCCCUCCUUCCAUCGCCACCCUGUCAGACCCGGUGGAGACCUUCCUGAAAGUAUCCAGGGUGCAGUCUGACCCCAGCAGCGUGGAAGUCAGUGACCAGCUGCUUCCCAAGGCACCGGAUGCCCUAGGAGAUGAGUAUCUACCCCCAUCAGUGGCUUCUAUCAAGGUGUCAUCGGAGCUGCUGAAAAAUGCAUUGAAGAGCGUCUGUGAAGGAGCCCCGCUCUGCUGCGCUGCUCUGCAGUGGCUGCUGGCGGAGAAUGCUGCGGCUGCGGCACUCAGGAGCCAGGAUGUGUCGGCAGUGCGGGGCCUGGCCCCACGUGGAGGCGAGGUGCAGCUGCUCGUCCGAGAGGCAAGGAAUGGGUUAGCUCUGCAGGGCAACAGCCCCCGCCCGCUCCCCACCAAGAGCUGGCUUCUGCCCCAGGGUCCUGGGACCAGCCAGUGGCAAGCUGGGGGCCUGGCUCUGCCUGUGGAGACCUGCAGGGAACCACUGCGGUGGGGAGGGAAGGAAGGGUCUAGGUCCCUUCAUCUCUCAGGGCUUGACAAAGCCCAGGAUCAGCUCCUCCCCCUCACAGACUCCAUGCUACCCCCGUUGGGAACGUCCCCUGGGGCUGGGUGCCCAAGCCCACGGGCAUCCAGGGGCUGCACUCGGGGGGGGUCAGUGAAAAGCCGCAUGGCCCUGGCUGCAUUGCCGGGUUUGGAGAUCUGGCUGCUUCCCCUGCCUUUGCCCCCCAGGUUCUUCAAAGGCUUGUGCUGCCCCCUGCUGUCUAUGGGACUGGGGGCGGCCAGGGGUCAGCUGAGUUCCUCACUUCUCAGAGCCGAAGGGGACACAGCCCUUGUCCAGGGGAUUGUCCUGUGGGUAAGGAAUGAGAGGAGGAGCCAGUUCCCGGCCCUGCUCUCUCUGCCUCUGUUCAGCCACGCGUCAGGUCUGUCAAUGGCCUUAUCUGGCCCUCGUCCCCGUGGUGCUUGCGCUGCCCAGCCCUGCCAGGUAGGUGGGCACCUUGGCCAAGCUUAUGCAGGUGCAUGGCAGAGCAGGGCACUGUUCAGGUCCCAGUGUGAUGCCUUAAAAUCCACGACCUCCUUUCUGCCUGUGGGGCUGACGAGCGUCCGAGGCUACGUCCCUCCGUGCCUGAGGAGUGCAGACACCAGGCACCGAGCGUGAACGGAGCCAGCGGCUCUGGGAGGGCUGCCUUCCCCCGGCGCUUCCCUCCCCAGGCUGGCUGCUGUUGCCAAGGCUAGUGUGAAUAAGGACUUCUCUCCGGCUCCGCCCAGCUGCUCCUUCCCGGCCCUACUGAGUUGCCAUAACUUGGCAGUGAUGGCCCUGAUUCGGCUGCCGGAUCCAUGGGGCUGGGAAGCAGCAAAGCUUUGCUUUUAACUGCUUGUCUCUUUGCUCAUCUGGCUCGCUGUGAUUUGCUACUUCUGCGUAGUGAGGGGAAAUGUGCCUGGAUGCUGGUUUAAGUCUGAUCUGCUUCGGCUUUUCCCUUAAUGCGAAAAUCCCUCUCUAAGUGCAAAAGAAAAAGACUAAUUGCGAAGCGGCUCUCCUGCCACGGCCGGUUAACCCUCCGGCGAGAGAGCCCCAGCUGGCCGUGUGCUGGCAAUGACCUGGUUCAGGUUGCUUCAUGCACGAGAGCGUUAAUAUUGCCAAUGUGAUUAGUGCCAGCGUUAAUUCUGCUCAGGCUAAGCCUCCCGGAUUAAAUCCUUUGGGGACUGGCCAUCGAAUCAUCCCCGUACGCUGCCGGACAAGGCUGGAGCCUGCUGUCCUCCUGCAGUACUGCCGCUUCUGGGUUCCAGUCCAAAUGCCAUGAGUUUGAUGGGUCUCUGCACUUAUCUAGGCCCCCGAGUAGUCUCAGUUCAGGAGACCAAAUGACCUUUUACUUCUAAGGUUGUUGGUUGGGCCAGGGCAGCCUGGCUGGGGGAAUCGUCCCCCUCUUCUGCUGCCGUUCCCUUUACUGUCACGAGCCUGGAGGUGUUCCUAGUACAGAUGAGCGAUGGACGGGGAGGGGCAAGGAAUGGAUGCCCCAU